CCAUGUGUGUGAGAUGUUUGUGCAGAGCGCGCGGGAGGGUGGUUGUUGCCAUGCAUUUUCUGUGUAAACAAGUCUCGGCAUCUUGCUGCAAAACAGAACAUCAGCUUUUCGUGAAAUACUCUACCUACAGAAGGCUAUGAACUCAUCGUUCGGUUCGGUAUAGCACAGACGAAUUCGCAAUUACUUUCUCGUCACUAAUUAUCAUCAUGUCAUACGAAAGCUGGCUGGCAUUGGUGAAAAGUGCCGAUAAAUCGUCCAUCAUACAUGGAAACGUACGCAAGGUGCACUAUCGGUUUCCUGAUGGUAGGGAAAUGGCUGAGGAAUACAGUACCGAUACUGGAGUGGUCUUGAGACGUGCAUGGAAAAAUAAGACAGUUUUAAUGCAAAAAGAGGAAUGGAUAAUUGAGCUUGGUGAAUCGAUACCUGUGGGAUUGAAGGAAAAUGAGCUGAUGCUGAAGGAAUCUUGUUCCGAACCAACGCUAGCGAAAAGAGUUACACGAAACGCUAUUGAAUGGCGAAUCAGAAAUUUACCCUAUCCCCUUUCCACUUAUAUGGUAACGUGUGACGAAAAUGAUGGCGCCAUAGUCGUGAGAACUUCCAACAAGAAGUACUUCAAAAGGAUAGAAGUGCCGGAAUUUAAACGGUGCAAUAUCGUCACAAAACAGGAUGAUUUGUCGGUGGUGCAUAAAAAUUGCACCCUUAUAAUAACGUACAAAAAACCAGCAAUUUUGCUGGAAAUGGAACGCGCUGUACUGACGGCGCUGCAGGACGUGGAGACUAUUGAGUACAAUAAUUACCAGAGUGAAGAUGUGCUCAAUAACCUUAUGAUACAAUAAAAAGAUUAACCCUAGAGAAGACUCUAGAUUCAUCUAAAAGCUUGUCUCGCCCUCGCGCGUUAUGUCUUUUUUUUUUGUUGGUUUUCUAUUUAUAGAUAUUUUUAUUUAUAAUUGGGACGUUCAAGUGUGUAACGGAUUUUAGUUUUGCCAGAAAUAAAAAUGCCUUUAUCUACGAUAAGGUCCAUCUGGGACUGUUUUAAAGGUACAUCGAAAAGCUUGCCAGUACACGGUAAUUCUCAUAUAUUUUAAUGUAUCUUUCAGCGGCAAAUAAGAGUAUUGGAAAUGUUCCUUUUUGUUUAGCAAUAAACUGAUGAUUGAUGUAGACAGAUGACUCA
This is a messenger RNA of Anopheles stephensi (Asian malaria mosquito), 1171 nucleotides long. RefSeq names its product protein DPCD. NCBI's taxonomy places the organism in Eukaryota, Metazoa, Arthropoda, Insecta, Diptera, Culicidae. The record is from RefSeq and is a predicted model, not a curated record. The coding region runs from base 207 to 836 and encodes 209 amino acids. The transcript is spliced from 3 exons.